UAUAUAUUUGUGGUUCUCUCUCUCAGAAUCAAAAACACUCGACGGGAACAAAACAAAAAAUAAAAAUGGAAUCUUUGGAACGCUUCUGCUCUAUUACUCUGCUUGUUAUCUGCCUUCUUCUACCUUCAAGCUUAGCUCAACAACAACAACAUGAAUCAAUUAGAACAAUGGAGGAUUUUUCCGGGUACCCAAUUCACGAACCGGGUCAAUUCGGUUCCAUCAAUCUCGCUUCUUCACUCUCCGUUGAUGCUCAAGGACUGCAAAAACAGAUAGAUGAGCUUUCUAAUUUCUCUGAUGCUCCUUCUCCAUCAGUCACCAGAGUUCUUUAUACUGACAAAGAUGUCUUGGCUCGACGGUAUGUGAAGAAUUUGAUGGCACUUGCUGGUCUUACUGUUAGAGAAGAUGCUGUUGGUAACAUAUUUGGCAAAUGGGAUGGUUCAGAACCAAAUCUUCCUGCUGUAGCCACUGGUUCUCAUAUAGAUGCUAUUCCAUAUUCUGGCAAGUAUGAUGGUGUUGUUGGUGUUUUGGGUGCAGUUGAAGCUAUCAAUGUUUUGAAAAGGUCGGGGUUUAAGCCGAAAAGGUCUCUGGAGAUAGUCUUGUUCACAUCUGAAGAACCAACCCGAUUUGGGAUCAGUUGUUUAGGAAGCCGCUUGCUUGCUGGAAGCAAAGAACUUGCAGAAGCACUAAAAACUACUGUUGUUGAUGGCCAAAAUGUUUCAUUUAUAGAAGCAGCUAGAUCAGCUGGAUACGCACAAGACGAAGAUGACGACUUAUCUAGUGUGUUCUUGAAGAAAGGAAGUUACUUUGCUUUUAUAGAGUUGCAUAUCGAACAAGGACCUAUACUUGAAGAUGAAGGUCCGCUUAAUUUCCCUUUUCUGCAUCUAAUAGCAUCAUCCUUUUUCUCUUUUUCAUUUUAUGCUUAUAUCAGAUCAUAUUUGACCACAGGUUUAGAUAUCGGUGUAGUUACCGCAAUUGCUGCUCCAGCAAGUUUGAAAGUCGAAUUUGAAGGCAACGGAGGUCAUGCUGGUGCUGUGCUUAUGCCAUAUAGAAAUGAUGCUGGGCUUGCGGCUGCAGAGUUGGCUCUAGCCGUGGAGAAACAUGUAUUAGAGUCAGAGUCAAUAGAUACUGUAGGAACUGUUGGUAUUCUGGAGCAACAUCCUGGGGCUAUCAACAGCAUUCCAAGCAAAUCCCAUCUUGAAAUCGAUACAAGGGAUAUUGAUGAAGCGAGAAGAAACACAGUAAUCAAGAAAAUUCAGGAAUCUGCUAACACGAUAGCUACAAAACGAAAAGUGAAGCUAUCGGAAUUCAAGAUUGUAAAUCAAGAUCCACCAGCGCUCUCAGACAAACUAAUAAUCAAGAAAAUGGCAGAGGCAGCCACAGAGCUAAACUUGUCACACAAGAAGAUGAUAAGCCGAGCUUAUCAUGAUUCUCUCUUCAUGGCCAGGAUAUCUCCAAUGGGUAUGAUAUUCAUCCCGUGCUACAAAGGAUACAGCCAUAAACCUGAAGAAUACUCAUCUCUUGAAGACAUGGCUAAUGGAGUAAAGGUACUCUCCCUCACUCUGGCUAAGCUCUCUUUAGACUGAUGCAAACCCUCUUUCCCAUGCAGAAGCUUUGCACAUUCUCUUUUCUACCUCUUCUUCUCUCUUUGUGCUCAAAUAUGUAUCUUUGACAAUGUAAAGAAAAAUUAAUAAAUGAGGCUUCACUUAUCAAGUUA
This is a messenger RNA of Camelina sativa (false flax), 1714 nucleotides long. The record is from RefSeq and is a predicted model, not a curated record. NCBI's taxonomy places the organism in Eukaryota, Viridiplantae, Streptophyta, Magnoliopsida, Brassicales, Brassicaceae.